UGAGUCUGUCCAUGAAGCAUCCAUUCCAUUGUAACACAUGACAUACAACUAUAGUUAGGCUUUGACAUUUCAAUUAGAGAAAGUCAUAUCAACAUGAGAAGGAGCUACAUCCAACCAUCAUCAGAUCUCAAGAAAAUAGAGGAAAAGGUUACUACCAACAUGAGGGAGAAGAUGAGAAACUCAUCAACUUCAUUAUCAUAUGAUCAUAAUGAGGUAAAGAAAGUUGAGGACUCCUUUGAAACAAAUAAGAAGCUAGAGAGGAAGACUACAGAAGACAUCAAUGCCAGUGCUGAUGCCUUCAUCAAGAAUUUCAGGAAACAACUCGUGAUUCAAAGGCUUCAAUCCAUUGAGAAUUAUGAGAAAAUGCUUGCAAGGGGUCUCUAGCACUAUACUAUAUAUAUAUAUAUAUAUAUCAUCAUGAUUAUUAUAUCAUAUAUAUAACUACCUAUAAUAUAAUUAAUGUUUAAGUUUGGUGUAUGCAUUAUAUCAUCAUCUAUAUAUAUAUAUAUAUAUAUAUAUAUAUAUAUAUAUAUAUAGCUUGAUUUGUUGUUUCCUAGCUUUUACUCUCUUUAAUAAUUUUUGAAGAAGCAUACAUGGUUUAGAUGUAUAAGAUCAGAAAUAAGGUGCGCAACCAAUUAUACUGUCCCUAUAUUUUGCAUUACAAUAGUGCCCAAAAGAGGAAUUGGUUCAUGCAUUUUUCAUCUGGCUUGUUAGAGGAGUUUUAAUGUGAGAGAUGAGAGCAUUAAAGGACAACCAUUAGAUUAUAACUAACGGUUCAGAUCUUGUGUUAUCUUUAAA
Molecule: messenger RNA, 798 nt
Organism: Medicago truncatula (barrel medic)
Lineage: Eukaryota; Viridiplantae; Streptophyta; Magnoliopsida; Fabales; Fabaceae
Exons: 1
Coding region: 94-384 (96 amino acids)
Source: RefSeq, a predicted model, not a curated record